CUUGUAGCAUACUUAUAUACUGUUAUACCCUUCUCGUGAAUUAGCUCAAAAUUGACAAGAGGAAGGAGAAAAUAUGACUACUUCUCUCUCUCUCCUCUCCUCUGUCUUUCUUGCCUUCUCCAUCUUCUCCGCCAUGUCCCUCGCAGCUCCUACUCUGUUGUUUCAGGGGUUCAAUUGGGAAUCGAGCAAUAAGCAAGGGGGAUGGUACAACUCGCUUCUCAGCUCAAUCCCAGAACUGGCUAGUGCCGGAAUCACCCAUGUUUGGCUACCCCCGCCUUCUCAAUCCGUUGCACCCCAAGGGUACAUGCCAGGAAGACUCUACGACCUCGACGCAUCCAAGUACGGGACCCAGGCCGAGCUCCAAACCCUCAUCAAAGCCUUCCACGACAACAACAUCAAGUGCGUCGCCGACAUCGUGAUCAACCACAGAACCGCCGAGAAGAAAGACGGCAGAGGCAUAUGGUCCAUCUUCGAAGGCGGCACGGCCGACGACCGUCUCGACUGGGGCCCAUCCUUCAUCUGCAAGGACGACACACAGUACUCCGACGGCACGGGGAAUCCCGACACCGGCGGCGAUUUCGAACCCGCUCCCGACAUCGACCACCUCAACUCCCGUGUUCAAACAGAACUGUCCGAUUGGAUGAACUGGUUAAGGUCCGAAAUCGGAUUCGAUGGGUGGAGGUUGGAUUUCGCCAAGGGUUAUUCUCCGGGCAUAAUGAAAAUCUACAUGGAGAAAACUAACCCGGAUUUCGCAGUAGGGGAGGUUUGGGAUUCGUUAGCGUACGAAUCGGAUGGGAAACCGGUUUAUAACCAAGACCAGCACCGGAACGCGCUGGCCGGGUGGGUUUCGGCUGCGGGCGGGCGGAUUAGGGCGUUCGAUUUUACUACCAAAGGGGUGCUACAAGCUGCUGUGGAAGGGGAGUUGUGGAGGUUGAAGGAUCCGAAUGGGAACCCACCCGGGUUGAUUGGGGUUUUACCCGGAAAUGCUGUGACUUUUGUGGAUAAUCAUGAUACGGGUUCUACCCAGAAGCUUUGGCCGUUCCCCUCGGAUAAAGUUAUGCUGGGAUAUGCUUAUAUUCUCACGCAUCCUGGCGUUCCCUCAGUGUUUUAUGACCACUUCUUCGACUGGGGGUUGAAGGAUCAGAUUGCUAAACUGACUGCGAUUAGGGCAAGGAAUGGGAUUAGUGAAACAAGCAAAGUGCAGAUUAUGGCUUCUGAUGCUGAUCUCUAUGUAGCCAUGGUAGAUAACAAGAUCAUAGUCAAGAUCGGGCCGAAACUUGAUCUUGGAAAUCUUAUUCCGCCGGGAUAUCGUGUUUCUACAUCUGGCAAUGACUAUGCUGUGUGGGAGAAGUAGCUGAAAAUGAGUAUGUUGAAGGCAAUUUGUGCAGCUUCAUAUAGACGAGGAAACUCCCUUUUGCUAUACGUGUAUCAUCGGUCGCAUGUGACAAUAACAAUGAAAUAAUAACAAUUACUCCUUUUAUCA
Messenger RNA from Rhododendron vialii, 1483 nucleotides. RefSeq names its product alpha-amylase. NCBI's taxonomy places the organism in Eukaryota, Viridiplantae, Streptophyta, Magnoliopsida, Ericales, Ericaceae. The coding region runs from base 74 to 1354 and encodes 426 amino acids. The transcript has 5 exons. Gene Ontology annotation, molecular function: calcium ion binding; alpha-amylase activity. Gene Ontology annotation, biological process: carbohydrate metabolic process. The record is from RefSeq and is a predicted model, not a curated record.